CAGCUCAGCUCAGCUCAGCUCAGCUCAACACCAGCCGCUGCUCUGAUAGAAGUGAAGAAGAAUUACAAAGAUGUCUGUCCUGCAGGAGAUUAGUCCAAAUGUAAAGAACAUGAAACAGUUGGAGUAUGUAGUCCUGGCCAGACAAGCAAGCCAGAUCAAGGAAGAGCUCAGAAAGGGAGCGAGAAAGCCAUACAGUGAAGUGAUAGAUGUCUCCUGGGGUGACCCACACAGGGCAGGUGUGAAGCCUCUGUCAUUUGUCCGACAGGUUCUUGCAGCGUGUCUUUACCCUGAGCUUGUGAACAGCAACAAACUGCCAGUGGAUGUCAGACAGAGGGCUCAAAGGCUGCUUGGGCAAUGUGCUGGAGGCAGUAUAGGCUCUUAUACUGCUACAGCGGGUAUAGCAGAAGUAGUCCACAGAGUCUCUGAAUUCAUAACGAGACGAGACGGCGGAGCUCCCUCUCACCCUGAAAACAUAUUCAUCAGCCCAGGCUCACAGUGGGCACUCGAGAACAUUCUCAAAGUCUUGGUGAACAGCGAGAGUUCACCAAAAACAGGCGUGCUGACUCCAGUGCCAUGUCACUGCACUACCACUUUGUCCAUUAUGGGGGUGGGAGCAGUUGUCGUUCCCUACUACCUCAGUGAGGAGCAGGGCUGGGAGCUGCAGGUGGAGGAGCUGCAUCGAGCGCUGGAAUCUGCCAAGGGAGUCUGUAACCCUGUAGCUGUGUACGUCAUCAACCCUGGAAAUCCCUCAGGUCAUCUUCAAAGCAGAAAAUCAAUUCAAGAGGUGAUCCGGUUUGUCUCAGAGAAGAAGCUCUUCCUUCUGGCCGAUGAGGUCUAUCAGGGCUGUGUUUAUGCGGAAAAUACUGAGUUUGUCUCUUACAAGAGGGUUUUGGCUGAGAUGGGCCCUCCUCUUUCGGACACAGUGGAGCUGGCGUCCUUCCACUCAGCAUCCAAAGGCUUCAUGGGAGAGUGUGGUAUGCGUGGUGGAUAUGUGGAGCUGGUAAAUCUGGACCCCAAUGUUAUGAAAUACAUCUACAAGCUGUUCUCGAAAGACGCCUGUGCACCUGUGUUGGGUCAGAUUGCUCUGGAUCUGAUGAUCAACCCUCCACAACCAGGAGAUCCCUCAUACCCCCUUUAUAAUGUGGAGACACAAAACAUCAGGACCAUGCUGGUUCAUAAUGCGAAGAGAGCCUUUGAGGUUGUAAACAGUCUGCCGGGUUUCUGCUGCCAACCAGUGGAAGGAGGAGCAUUUGCAUUUCCCAGACUGCAUCUUCCACCUAAAGCCAUUCAGAAAGCCAAGGAGGUGGGAUUGCAACCAGAUACGUUCUACUGUAUCAGACUACUAGAGGAGGCUGGCGUGCUAAUCAGUCCUGGUUGUGAGUACGGACAAAAGGAAGGCACCCACCACAUCAGAUUUUGCAUUAUGACCUCUGAGGUCAUGAUGGAAGAAUUACUAAGACGCCUGACCUGCUUUCACACACAGUUUAUGAAGGAUUUUUCCUAAACAAUGGGAACUUAAGGGGGAAAAAAGUCAGUUCUCUCCCUUCCAUCUAUCUGCAGUUGAAUAAUUCAUAAACAAUAAAAAGGAUCUGAUCAGUUUCUGGAGGUUAGCAUGUGAACAUUUAUUGCAAUAAAUAUGACAUCCUGCA
Morone saxatilis (striped sea-bass) is the source of this 1649-nucleotide messenger RNA. RefSeq names its product alanine aminotransferase 2-like. Lineage: Eukaryota; Metazoa; Chordata; Actinopteri; Moronidae. The transcript is spliced from 11 exons. Gene Ontology annotation, molecular function: L-alanine:2-oxoglutarate transaminase activity; pyridoxal phosphate binding. Gene Ontology annotation, biological process: biosynthetic process. The coding region runs from base 71 to 1504 and encodes 477 amino acids. The record is from RefSeq and is a predicted model, not a curated record.